ACUCCCGUAGUCGCUAAGAUGGCACCCAUCAUUUCUGAAAUCAACCCCCAUCUGCUCGAGGGAUUAGACCCUGAAAACAGGGGAUUAUGCACCUUAGAAGCAACAGUAGUAACGGGACUAGAAGAGGUAGCAUGCGAGGAAUGCAAAGAGAAACUCGGUGCAAAUUGUGUUGUAGCACGAGGGCGGUUGUUCAUAGAUGUAAAUCCAGAACAAGUUCCAGAGGUACUGAAGCUUAGGAGUAUUGACAAUGUGAAUAUUGUUCUUAGUAUGGUGAAGAACUUCAGUUUUCCAUCAGAAAGGGAAAAAUGCUUUGAGCAACUGUACAUGCUAGCAGAGAAGCCAGACUGGAAGAAAGGCAUGGAAGUUUGGAGGAAGACUCUUGGCUUUGAAGAGGAACCAAUUAAGGAAGAGAAGCUAUUGACACAGGAUUUCUGUCAGCCCAGGCCAGAUAUUGACCUGAAAAUGAUGAAAUCAACAUCCCAAAUAGUAAAUAAUAUUCCAAGAGCUCUUCUGCCCAAACACCUAAAGCUUGAUGAAGAUGGCUUAGCAAAGGAAGAUGAAGUUCAGCAGCCUGAGGAGAAUGACAGUGUUGAGGAGAAUAAAGAAGUUUCUCAUACACUUGAUUACUGUUUGUCAGGACCGAAGUUCAGAGUAUCAUGCAACAGAACUGGCUCAGGUCACAUCUUCGGAUCUCCUGAAGCAGCAAGGCAGUUUGGUGCUGGUAUCAAUGAAAAAUUUAACUGGCCAGUUGACCUCAAGAAUUUCGAUUUGGAGGUCAUCCUAUACAUAGAUAAUGAAUUUGUGUAUGUUGCGUUAGCACUUACAAGAGAGGCUCUGUUCAAGAGAAAUUUAACUAACUUUGGACGAACAAAUCUGCGUGCUACACUGUGUUACAAUAUGGUGCGCUUGGCUGCCCCCAAACCUGGUGAAGUGGUGAUAGACCCCAUGUGUGGAGGAGCAACAAUUCCCAUGGAGGGUUCCCUGACGUAUACUAAGUCUUUCCAUCUUGGUGGGGACAACUUCGGACAGGCAGUUAAGCGGAGUCGUGAUAACAUUGACUGGCUGGUAAAGAAGGGGAAUUCCAUGCCAAUUGAUGUGGCUCAGUGGGAUGCUACUAAAUUACCACUUAGAGAACAGUGUGUUGACAUUAUGGUGUCUGACUUACCCUUCGGAAAACGUAUUGGCAGCAAAACUGACAACCGUGUUUUAUAUUUUCAUGCCUUGCUGGAAAUGGCAAGGGUGACAAGAAUAAAAACAGGACGUGCUGUAUUGCUCACAUAUGACCACAGGAGUAUGAUUAAAAGCAUAAAACGAGUUCACACCCUGUGGAAGAGUGGUGCCUCAAGAACUGUCAAUGUUGGUGGAUUAUCAGCUGUUAUUUACAUAUUGCAUCGUACCUCCCUGCUUUGUGACACAGGACUUCGGAAGGAUUUGAAGAAUAAAGAGAAAAGUUCUCCAGUGAGUCCAGGUGGAAGUGCUACAAAUUAACUGCAGUAAUAGUAUGCAAAUCAGAUUAAUUUUGUUAUACUGAACAGCAGUAAAAUUAUUUUAUAUUA
Messenger RNA from Penaeus vannamei (Pacific white shrimp), 1556 nucleotides. Its product is annotated as tRNA (guanine(6)-N2)-methyltransferase THUMP3. NCBI's taxonomy places the organism in Eukaryota, Metazoa, Arthropoda, Malacostraca, Decapoda, Penaeidae. Gene Ontology annotation, molecular function: RNA binding; tRNA (guanine) methyltransferase activity. Gene Ontology annotation, biological process: tRNA methylation. The record is from RefSeq and is a predicted model, not a curated record.